Molecule: messenger RNA, 3588 nt
Organism: Vanrija pseudolonga
Lineage: Eukaryota; Fungi; Basidiomycota; Tremellomycetes; Trichosporonales; Trichosporonaceae
Exons: 4
Coding region: 1-3462 (1153 amino acids)
Source: RefSeq, a predicted model, not a curated record
AUGACAAAGGCCGCCUUCUUUCGUAAUAAUCGACAACCUCAACAGCAGCCAGCUGCGGCGACAUCGCCCUCGACAUCCGACCACGGACUCGCCUCGCGCCUGAACAAUGCCGUGCGGUUCGGCGGCGCGCACUCGAGCGACGAGGAUGAGCCGUCGCAUGCCGCCUCGUCGAGCGCGCAGCGCUACGGCAACGGCAGCCGCAGCAACAGGUUCCCCGACACGAGCGAAGACGAGAUGUCGCCAGGCAACGGCGAUCACGGGUACGCGCAGCUCGGCGACGACGACGACGACGGCGCCGACCGCGACGACCAGCUCGGGGCGCCCGAGCCCGACCCCCGCGCGCUCCGCCGCUCAGACACGUACACGCGCCUGCCGGAGCGCAAGCGCACGCUGCGGCAGCGCACCGCCGAGCUCGACGACCAUGGCCCGAGCGCGAUCCACGCGCCAUCUCCGCCGCCAUUCAGCCGGGCCCUGGACAGCACAGAUACGAGUUUCACCAGCCCCUUGUCCCCAUCGUUCAGUGCCGAGCGGUUACCGCACGUCGGGGGCUCUGGCUCUGGCGGCGGCGGCGGCGGCGCGCUCAGCAGCAGCACGAGCACGGCGGCGACGGCGCUGACGAACAUAUCCGCCGCGACAGAGCUCACAUCCCCGACGUACGGCAGCGACGAGAUGCUCAUGGCGCUGCUCGCGUCCCAGGCGACCGUCGACUGCGAGAGCAUGUCGAUCGGCGCCUGGGAGGAGGUCGAGGGCUGGAAGAAGGAGCUCUCGCUGCUUGCGACCCGCCUCGACGCGCUCCAGACGCGACACCAGCGCGAGGUCAAGAUUUUGACCGCGGCGCGCACGCUGCAAAAGCUCAACCAGACGAACAAGCGGAUAUCCCGCCAGACGAUGGAGAGCCUGGAGCAGUCUGAGAAGCGCGUCGAGGCUGCGGAGAAGGAGGUAUUAGUCCUUCGCGACCGCGAGGCAGCGCUACGAAGGCGGCUGAACGAACACUGGGCGGGCGUCAUGGCGUGGGAGGUGCGCCGGUUGGAGCGCGCGGCUGCCGAGUCGUCGUCACGGCAGCAGGCGCUGGUGCAGGCCGCCGAGUCGGCCCACGAGCGCGAGAUGGGGUACGCCAAGCGCGUUACGGCGCUGGAAACGGACCGCGACGCGCAUGACGACCACGUCUCGGAGCUCAAGGCGCAGCGCGACCAGCACUUUGCGCGGGUGCGCGACCUCGAGUCUGGGCGGAGUCGCGAGCUUGAAACCUCGCGAUCACGACAACAGGAGACGGACACGCAAGUGGAAGCUCUGGAGCAGGAGCGCGACCGCGCGAUUGGGCGGGUGCGCGACCUCGAAACCGAAGGCGCGAGGCAGAAUGGCCGGAUUGCCGAACUCGAAGAGAUGAUUGUCGAGUUUGGACGACGCGAGCGCGCGCUGGAAGAAGAGUCCAAGGCACACCAGGACGAGCUGGCCAAGGUCCAGAGCGACCGGCAGAGCUGGCAGCGCGAGCGGGCCGCGUUCGUCUCGGCCAAGGAGCAGUGGGCUGUCGAGCGCAGCGGCAUUGGACACGCGCAGGACUCGAUCACGUCGGAGCGCUCUGCCUGGGUUAAAGAACGUACACAGCUUACGGAGCAGCACCGCGCGCUCGAGGGACAGUUCGGCGCUCUCCAGACUGUUCACGACGAGUUGGCAGCGCAGCACGAGCAGUUAUCCGGCCAGCACGGCCAGCUGCGGACGGCGCACGACGCGCUUCAGGUCGACCUUGCCGACAUUCGCGCCGCCCACGAUGACACGCGGACACGACACUGCGAGCUCGAGGAGACGCACCAGGGCCUCAACGACAAGUACGUGCUCAUCACGUCGCAGAGCAGCCAGGCGCAGCUGGACCUCGGCGACCUCCAGGCCCAGCACCGCCAGUUACAGGCUGAGCACCAGGAGCUUGUGGACAGACACGAGGCGGUCGAGUCGCAGACUGGGCUGCUUCAGGCUCAGCUGGGUGAGGCGGAAACGCAGCACCGUGCGACCCAAGACGAGCUCGCUACCCUCCGCGCUCAGCAGGACCAGCUUCACAAGCACGAGGGCAACAUGCAGUCUGAGAGAACACGUCUACUCGAGGCCGCGGGGCUCGCCAAGACGGCCAGCAGACAGGCUGCCGAGCGCCUCGCUGCGAUCGGCACGGCUAUCGGCGCGCUUCUCGGCCGCGACACGGUGCCCGACAAGGAGCUCGACGACGCCAUCGCCGACGUCGGCACCCUCGUCCAGAGCCGCGAGACCGAGCUGCAGAGCCUCAAGGAGGAGAUGCUCGAGGUCAGCCAGGGGCUCGAGGACGAGAUGCGCAGACUCAGAGCCGACCGCGAUGGGUGGAAGACCAAGGCGAGCGAGGCGCAGGCCAUGGCCGACGAGGAGCACGCGCGUGCCGAGGCAGCACAGGCCGCGGCCGACGAGCACGCCGAGUCGGCGAGAUCCGUCACCCAGUCGCAGCGAGGCGUCCAGGGCGAGAUGAUGGAGCUUAUGCGCAAGAUCCGCGGUCAGAACGAGCAAAUCGAGCACCUCAACAAGCAGAACGACGGCCUCGCUGCUGACCUCGAGACGGCGCACCGCGAGAUUACCGGCCGGAAGAAGGCGGGCGACGCCGACCCUGUUGCAACAAAUGCCAAGAUCGCCGAGCUCGAAACCAAGCUCUCGGCAAUCAACUCGCAGCUGUCUUCUGUGUGGACCAUUCUUCCGAGCUCCGAGUCGCGCGAGCAGGCGGGCUUCAGCUCGCCGAGCGUCGUGUCACCCAACGCGACUGUCAACUUUGCCGCCCUGCAGCGCGCAUACGCCGAGCCUGCAACGCGCGAAGAGUUCCCCGGCGUCAACGCGCUGGCAGACCGGGUGCGCACGCUCAUCGCCGACGGCAGGCUCAUGAUCGAGCGCAUGACGCGCAUGGAGGUCGACAAGGAGCGCCACAAGGCCAACGCGGCCAAGGCUGCCCAGCUCGUCCAGGACAGCAGCCGCUCGAUGGAGACGUACCAGCGCCAGGUUAUGGAGCUGGAGGAGCGGCUGAACAAGAAGACGCGGCUGUCGUCGCGAUUGUCCAAGGCGAGCACGACGGCUGGCGAUCGCGCCAGCACGUCCAAGCAGGACGAGCUCGACGAACUCCGCGCGACUGCAGAAAUCUCGACAGCGGCAAAGCAGCGCCUCGAGACCGAGCUGGCCAAUGCCAACGCGACCAUCUCGCGCCUCAACGACAUCAACAGCAACCUGUCGGCGCGCACACUGACGCUAAGCGACGAGGCCGAGACGGAGCGGCGCACCCUGCAAACCCAACUGCAGAACCAGAUUGACGACCUCUCUCGGAAGCUGCGGACGACGACAGAGGACGCCGAUCACGAGCGCGCACGGGGGCAGGAGCAGCAGAUGCAGAUGCUCGACGAGCUCAACUCGCUGCAAGCUGAGGUCGGGCAGCUGCGACAGAAGCUGCGGGCCAAGGGCGGCUAGGCGGCGGCGGCGGCUAGUUGUGCGGUUGGUUACGGUCGGCCACCCUGCCGUUAAUGUCACGACGGCGGGCACGAUACAUGUAGACUGUUAUCUUUAGUGUGUGUACAUUGGAUGCAUUAGACGACG